AUGCAGGAACAACGACACGAAGAAGAGGGAGCAGCAGUUGUAGCUGGCCUCCGCUAUGUGCCCGAAUUCAUCACCACUGAGGAAGAGGACGCCAUGGUGCGGUCGUUGGAGCAGCUCGACUGGAACAACCCACUGCCUCGAAGAACGCACCACUUCGGAUACAAGUACGACUUCACUGCUCGAGGCGGUGCCGCUGAGGAACCGUUUCCCGACUGGCUUCGACAGCUGGCGGCCAGGCUGUGUGAAAGUGGGGCGAUGCUCCAUGCGCCUGACCAAGUGAUCGUCAACGAGUAA
Acanthamoeba castellanii str. Neff is the source of this 294-nucleotide messenger RNA. Its product is annotated as alkylated DNA repair protein. The record is from RefSeq and is a predicted model, not a curated record. The coding region runs from base 1 to 294 and encodes 97 amino acids. The transcript is spliced from 2 exons. Gene Ontology annotation, molecular function: demethylase activity; oxidoreductase activity. NCBI's taxonomy places the organism in Eukaryota, Discosea, Longamoebia, Acanthamoebidae. Gene Ontology annotation, biological process: oxidative demethylation.